Molecule: messenger RNA, 817 nt
Organism: Saccostrea cuccullata (small rock oyster)
Lineage: Eukaryota; Metazoa; Mollusca; Bivalvia; Ostreida; Ostreidae
Exons: 4
Coding region: 175-594 (139 amino acids)
Source: RefSeq, a predicted model, not a curated record
UCCUUGUCGACAGAUACUAAUUAUGAUACAUCGACUGCUUCUUUGAGUAAUACAGAAGUCCACUCCUCACUGCCUGGUCAGGAAGCAUCUUCUAACCAAUCACUCACUACUAUUCCAAAUAGAGAAGUUUCAAUAACAACACUCCCCCAGGACAAAGUCGGCGUCAUAAAUCAGAUGGUACCUUACGCUGUCCUUGUUGGAGUAGGAAUACUUUUUCUUCUCUUUAUUGUCAAUCUGAUAUCAGUCGUACAAAGAAGAAAAGACCAUCAUGUUAUUCAGAGCUAUCUUUUGUCUUUACAUACUCUUUUACCGUUCCUUCGUAACUAUGCCGAAAUCGCCAUUGACGAGGAAGAUCCAAAAGUGAAAAAGUCUUCACAAGGCAAAGUCUUUGGAAACAAUAUAGAAGAGUACGAUGAGAUUGAAAUUGUCGCCCGUAGAUCUAAAACGAACGAGGCUAAGGAUACCAAGCGUGUGUCUGAAGCUGAGCAUUCCAAGAAAGUGGACACGUCAGAGGAAAAGAAGGAAGAAGAGGAAAAGAAGAACAGAAGUAACGUGUAUUCUCUGCAGAAAGAAAUAUUCAGCAGUGACCUCUAGAAUUUUCUUUCGAUUAUUUUAUUUUUUCAGUAAAAAGUAUGAAAUUUAAAUCUACAUUUAUAAUAAAGAGAUAAUAAUCUAUAAGAGCUGACAGUGACUCUUCUUGGCACAGUUACCGUACGUCACCGUUUAUUUAGGGCCAUUUGACUUUCUGAUUUAAAGUAAAACUGAAGGACUGUCUGCAAGUCAGACUUCAAGGUUAAUGACAAAUUAAAACUUUAUU